Molecule: messenger RNA, 543 nt
Organism: Penicillium angulare
Lineage: Eukaryota; Fungi; Ascomycota; Eurotiomycetes; Eurotiales; Aspergillaceae
Product: translationally-controlled tumor protein
Exons: 4
Coding region: 1-543 (180 amino acids)
Cellular component (GO): cytoplasm
Molecular function (GO): calcium ion binding
Source: RefSeq, a predicted model, not a curated record
AUGAUUAUCUACACCGAUAUUCUCUCCAAGGAUGAGCUUCUCUCCGAUACCUUCGACAUCAAGCCCGCUGCCGACUGCCCCAUCCUCUGGGAGGUUGACUGCCGCAAGUACAUGAAGAAGGUCGGCGAGAACGUCCAGCUCGAGGGUGCCAACCCCUCUGCCGAGGAUGCUGAGGAGGACGGUGGUGAGGGUGAGACCGUCAUGGUCCACGAUAUCGAGGAUCAGUUCCGCAUGGUCUGGCUCAAGGUCGAGGAGGGUCUUAAGCCUUCCAAGGAUGCCUACAAGUCCCACCUUAAGGCUUACAUCAAGAAGGUCCUGAAGGCCCUCGAGGCCAAGAAAGCCAGUGAAGAGACCAUUGCCGAGUUCAAGGGCGGCGCUGCCGCUGCCAUGAAGAAGAUCAGCGCCAACUACGACAACUACGAUGUCCUCAUGGGCCAGUCCAUGGACGGUGAUGCUAUGCACGUUCUGAUUGACUUCCGCGAGGACGGUGUUACCCCCUUCGCUACCCUCUGGAAGCACGGUCUCAAUGAGAUGAAGGUUUAA